CAAACCAAAAGAAAGCAUCAGUUUCAUCUUAUUCCCUUGUCGUUCACAUCUGAAUAUACACAGACCACGAUGAACUCGCUGGUGGUGUUCUUAUCUGUGGUGGCGCUCGUCGCUGGCAAGCCUUCGGGGCUCAUUGGAGCACCCAUCGCGUACUCCGCACCCGCUGUGUACGCCGCACCUGCCCUCAUUGGAGCAUCUGCAGUGUCAAGCCAAUCCCGCCUGGACAUCAAGUCAUCGCCUGCAGUGGUAACCACAUCGGUUGAGCAACCAAUUGUGCGCACUGUGGUCUCCGAGCCUGCCAUAGUUGCUGCGCCCGCAAUCGCUACCGCCGCCAUCGCCCCUGCCGCCGUGUCCAGCCAGUCCCGCCUCGACAUCAAGUCUACGCCCGCCAUUACCAGCACCGUAGUGUCGGCGCCCGUGGCCUACAGCGCUCACUUGGCCUACAGCGCACCCUUGGCCUACGGUGCUUCCUUCGCCUACAGCUCUCCCGCGCUCUUGAAGACGGCGUACGCUCCCGCUCUGACCACCUUCGCUGCCCCUGCUGCCAUCGCUGCUCCCGCCGUGCCUUUGGACACCCCUGAAGUGAUCGCCGCUCGUGCUGCCCAUUUCGAAGCUAAGGCUUUGGCUGGCGCCCAUCUGAUCAAGAAGCGCUCUGCUCCCCUGCUCGCGGCUCCCCUUUUGUCCACCCCGAUUGCUUCCCCUGUGAUCUCCACUUACUCCGCCGCCCCGCUGCUGUCCACCGUGCACGCUGCUCCCCUGGCGUACUCCGCCCCCCUCACCUACUCCGCCCCCUUGAUCACCAAGGCUUACAGCGUGCACCCCUGGUAAGCGUCACCACGAUAACGGGGAAAUUAUUCCUCGGUUCAGAUGUGAUUAAUGAAAAUGGCUAGUAAAUAAAAACAUAAAAAAAUCUAUGACUUUUUAUUCUUUUCUAUUAUUUUUAAUACAACUGUUUUUCCUAUAAAUGGUCGAAAUCUAUCAAAAUACAUGAACAACAUAUUAAAUCAAAUUGAAACAUUUUCAUCACACUGGGAAUGAAGAUUUAUAUUGUCAACACAUCUCAAUACAUAAUCAGUACUUCUCUGUCUACCUAGAUGUUUAAUAAAAGCACUAAAUAUAGAUACGCACCAAUAACAAUAGAUAUAGAAAACAUUAGAAGUUAGUAGUGCUUUAUACAAGCACGUCCAGUACGAAAGGUGCAACUAUUUAUUUUCCUAUUAUAAUAUAAAAUGUACUUUAUUUUUUCUCCGCAUUGUAAUAAAUUACCACAUUUCACUUG
This is a messenger RNA of Helicoverpa zea (corn earworm), 1279 nucleotides long. RefSeq names its product cuticle protein 16.5-like (gene CPH16). The record is from RefSeq and is a predicted model, not a curated record. Lineage: Eukaryota; Metazoa; Arthropoda; Insecta; Lepidoptera; Noctuidae. The transcript has a single exon. Bases 70 to 828 code for a protein of 252 amino acids.